UGACCACGAGCGAUCACGGCUGAUUUCGAUUGUUCGAAAGGUUUACGUUACGCGUCUCUUUUUCCUUUCUAACCUAAAAAACGGAAAUGGCUGAAUCGGAGCAAGAUUUUGGAGAUCGCGGCGACAACGAGAAUCUGAAAACGGACAAGCUGUUCAUCCUGAAAAAAUGGAACGCUGUAGCCAUGUGGAGCUGGGACGUGGAGUGUGACACCUGCGCGAUUUGCCGCGUUCAAGUAAUGGAUGCGUGUCUCCGGUGUCAAGCGGAAAGCAAGAAGGAUUUCUACGGCCGACAGCAGGAUUGCGUGGUCGUUUGGGGAGAGUGCAAUCAUUCGUUCCACUACUGCUGCAUGUCUCUUUGGGUGAAGCAGAACAACCGUUGCCCUCUGUGCCAGCAAGAGUGGUCUAUUCAACGAAUGGGAAAAUAACUAAACCACGAAGACGAAAUACUCAGCUCUCUUCCCUCUACACUACACCUACACUCUAUUCUUUCUAGAUUCGUUCGUCUUUACCCUGUAUCCUCGUUUCCCUUCCUCUGUCUUUUUAUUUCUCCUUGUUCACUUCCUCCCCUCGUACCAUAUUUCUCUCUCACUGUCACUCUCGAUUCCUUGUUUUUUUCUUCCUAAAAUUCGUAGAAUUGUUGGCACGACUGUUCGAAUAGUUCUGCGAGAUGACAUCGCGUUAAAAAUCUGCGGUUGCGUGAAAUCUCGAUUACGAAGGAGGUACAAUUGCAUCGGCUUUCAAGAUUAAUACCAUUCAUUAAAAGAAAAUUUAUUCUUAGAAAGUUCUUUCUCCCGAUCGUUCCGAGCCAUUCGAUUGAUGAAGUUUAUCUCGCACACCGCCUAAUAUGAAACAUUAUCUCCGAAGAAUUUUGCGAGAAACACUGGUUUCGCUGUGAAACACGAUGAACGAGUAAAAAAAAAAGACGAUCCACGUCGUGAGUUGCACGUUCUUACGUUGUAAUCCCAGAGCCCAAAGUUCAAUCUGUCUGGCUUCGCGCUAUCGAGAGUCGCGAGAUUGUUCGAUUUUUGAUGGUAUCGCAAUUUUUUGUACAGAAAAAGGAUUGCAUCAUCGAUACAAUCCAGCUCACCGAAAGUGUCAACGAAAGAAAAGUUCAAUGUCCCUUUAUUGUAAUUGUAAUCAAAUAUCUAGUGCUAUUCGAGCAUGCAGUGGGGUGGUCUUUUCAGGUCUCGUAUUUUCUAGAAUACGAAAUCGUCACGUAAUUUGUACCGACCACAUAGUGUCGAAACGACGACCAUACCAAAUUUAUAUGCAUAUUCUAUUCGAUCGAUGGUGUUAGCCUUUUUCGUGGAAUUCGACUGGAUUGUGCCGUGUUGCACGACUAUGAACCUCAGUUGAGGCAUGCGAUGAGCAAGUAUAUAAUUGCGGUCCGAGUCCGAAUACUCGAAGGUCGCUCCUUUCUUCUCCUCUCUUCUCCCACAGCAUGCCCUCUUCACUUCUUUUCUCUUUUUUCCUCUGUUGGCGUUCCUACUAUUUCCAUCCCGUUUGGCUUGUUUUUUCCUUUUGGUCGCGUUGUAUGCCCACCGGCAGUCCGCUUUUCUCAGAGCGGCACCAACAGUGCCUGACUGGCAUUACGUGUCGUCACAAGCGUGGAGGCUCGACCGGAGGCUCGACCAAUCGCAUCGUAGAAGGGCAUAACUGCCUUCCCGUGUAUUUAUGACCUCGCAGUUGCCGCCACCACUUCUUUCCUCUCUUCCAUCUUUCUCUGCUCUCUAUCCGCUUGCCCUCUACCUCUACCUUUCCGGACACACGCUUA
Messenger RNA from Dufourea novaeangliae, 1774 nucleotides. RefSeq names its product RING-box protein 2 (gene Roc2). Gene Ontology annotation, cellular component: Cul5-RING ubiquitin ligase complex; nucleus. The record is from RefSeq and is a predicted model, not a curated record. Gene Ontology annotation, biological process: ubiquitin-dependent protein catabolic process; protein ubiquitination. The transcript is spliced from 2 exons. Bases 87 to 425 code for a protein of 112 amino acids. NCBI's taxonomy places the organism in Eukaryota, Metazoa, Arthropoda, Insecta, Hymenoptera, Halictidae. Gene Ontology annotation, molecular function: ubiquitin protein ligase activity; cullin family protein binding; zinc ion binding.